Molecule: messenger RNA, 3292 nt
Organism: Anas platyrhynchos (mallard)
Lineage: Eukaryota; Metazoa; Chordata; Aves; Anseriformes; Anatidae
Gene: CD151
Product: CD151 molecule (Raph blood group)
Biological process (GO): cell migration
Cellular component (GO): plasma membrane
Source: RefSeq, a predicted model, not a curated record
CCCGUGCAGCACGGGCUGGGCGUGGGUUUCAGUAUUGCUCCUGUAGCAGCAGGAGGGAGGUAGCUCCGAUGGACCGGCCUCGCAGCUCCAGAAAAUGAAAUGUCACUUAAUUUGCCCCUGACUGUGCUUGAUAUUUGAUCCGGCUUCUACUAAAGCGUUCUGAGCUCUGGAGAGGAAGACAGCUGCUGAAAGCAUUUCAUGGUCGCUCCAAAGGAGACCCCGCCGGCGCCUGCCGAGAAGAGGUUAAUUCCAGCUUUCCCAGAGCCAGCCAGAAGAGUGGGUGGAAAAAAAGCACUUGAAGAGAACUGAAGAUUUGCACUGAGCUGUGGGUUGCUUCAGUGGGGAGAGGAGCUAUCUAAGCCAGAAAGAUGCGUGAGUACACCGAAAAGAAGGAAACAUGCGGGACCAUCUGUCUCAAGUACUUGCUCUUCAUCUUCAACUUCUUUUUCUGGCUGGCUGGUGGGGCGGUGAUGGCAGUGGGCACCUGGACCCUGGCUGAGAAGAGUGACUACAUCAGCUUGCUCUCCUCCAGCACGUAUUCAGCAACAGCUUAUAUUCUGGUGGUGGCAGGGGUGGUUGUGAUGGUUACCGGCAUCCUUGGCUGCUGCGCCACCUUCAAAGAGCGUCGGAAUCUGCUCAGAGUGUACUUCAUAUUGUUGCUGUGCAUCUUUCUCCUGGAGAUCAUUGCUGGAAUCCUGGCGUAUAUCUACUACCAGCAGCUGAGUAUGGAGCUGAAGCAAAACCUGAAGAACACCAUGACCCAGAAGUACCGCAAGGAGGGAGAAGAGAGCGUUACCAACGCAGUGGACAAACUGCAGCAGGAGUUCAAGUGCUGUGGGAGCAACAACUACACGGACUGGGCUGACAGCGUGUGGAUCAGGUCCUCCGAGGCCAGUGGACGGAAAGUCCCAGACAGCUGCUGUAAGACGAUAACUGACCUGUGUGGCCGAAGGGACCAUCCUUCCAACAUCUACAAAGAGAACGGUUGUAUUACCAAGCUGGAAAACUUCAUUCAAGAGCAUCUGAAAAUCAUCGGUGCGGUGGGGAUCAGCAUCGCUUGUGUGCAGAUCUUUGGGAUGAUUUUCACCUGCUGCUUGUACAGGAGUUUGAAGCCGGAACCAUAUUAAUAGCUGUGGGAACUCCGUCAGCUCCCCCUCUGCCACUCCCUUAGUGCCUGCCAACCUCACUACCCUCCACCAUCACCACAGAAGAGUCUGCAACCUGAGGACUUGGCUCUACCCUUAAAUGCCUCUCCAACAGCCUCACCUGCCCCUUCAGGGGAAAGUCGCCCUCCUCGUUGUGUACAAGGCAGCCAGGAGUUCAGUGGGUCCUCUUCAUUGGCAAGAAGCAAGAGCUGCGGGUCUUCUGCUGGAAGCUUUAGCAACAGUCCCUUGAUUAUAACUACAAAGCAAGAUUUAUCUAGGGCCAUUUCUCCAGGGGCUCUUCCUGAGCAUAUACGAAGGUAUCGGGAUGCUGCACAAGAGCCACGGUUUGCUCUCUGAGAAGUGGCUCAGCAGCACCGGGCAUUGACUGUGAGGACAGAUGAUGUUUCUGCGCUGGGCUGGAGCCAGAGCUGAGUCUCUCAUACAGCAGAGAUUUCUCUCUCCCCCUCUGCGUGUGCGCUGAAGUCCUAACACAGCUGGUCUCCGUAUGAGAGGAUGCAUGCCUGGUUGCUUGCUGCAGGAACUGCGCUCUCUGCUGCUCGGGAACACAACUUGGUGCGGCUGAAACCUUGUCACAACUCCAAUGCUGCCACAAUGUGGGUGCCUUAGGAUUUCUCAGCAAUCCUUCCUUCUCUUCCUUGAAGCUUCCCUGCAACACAGUGCCAUCGGGAACCACGAGAAGCCUGCUGCCUCCUUGGGUUCUAAAUCAAAGACAUUUGGCUACUUUCUAAUUCUUUUAGGUCUGGUUUAGGUAGUGGCUUCCAGUGUGAAUGAGAAAACUCUCGGUUGUUUCUUGCCUACCCCCUGCUGAGGUUUGGUGAAGAGCUGGUCUGCCUGUGGAGCUGAGGUGUCUCGCUACCACUUGGCCUGUUUGGUUCCUGCAAAGACCUUACCAUGUCUCUUGCAUGUUGAGGCACACCCUGGGCUCGACGGUCUAAUUAAAACCUUCAGGCUUGUUCUCUCUUGGGUGGGAAAUGAAUAUAUACAAAUGUUGUAGCAGCCUCCAAGGAGCUCAUUAAUCAGAUGAGGGUUUUCUGGCUUUAAUGAGAUCUAGAAGCCAGCUUUCCAGACCAUCCCAGCAGUAACCAUUAGAGUCAGCUUCACCCAGUCGCCCCAGUGUAUUUGGUAAAUAGUGCUGGGUUUAACUGCCUGAUUAAUUAAAUAGAUCUAAUUAACUAUUAUUUCUGCACUGGGAUCCUGGAUACAUACAGGACAAUGACAUGACUGUUGCCAUUGACUUAGUGCCACUGUCAUGCCAGCCUGAUUUCAUAGGAUCUUCUGUGUCUCUCCUGUCCCGGGGGUUUGGGUUGUUUUCUUCCUAAUUGUCCUGGAAAGGGUUCUCAUUGGGAAUCUUGUUCCAGGCCUACUGGGAUGGUGAAAACAACCCUGAAGCAGAAAGGGCUGCAUGGAUUUGAGGUUUCUAGGCACUGAAGACAAGCCCUUUUAUGAGCUAAGUAAUUUAUUCACUCUCCUGGCCUUUUGGUGUUGCCCUGUCCCUUGGCAGCAGGCAGUUAACACCUGCAAAGUCACCCAGAGCCCUAAAGGGGCUUGCAGCGUUGUGGGGGUUUUGAUUCACAGAGCAGAAAUCCAGGACUGGCUCCUACGGGGGGGGUGAAGGGUGACAAGUUAAAAUUCUGAGCAGGUAAAUCUGAAACUCCCCCAUCAACAUCGGCACCGUGAAAUAAUCCUUAACACUAAUGCGAAAAGAGAGGCGGAGGAGCUGAGCUGGAUCCUUGGUCCCACAGCAGUGGGAAAGAGGGGAAAGAAAUCUAAAUUAUUGUGUAAUGAUCUAAAGGAGAAACCUCUAAAUUAUUUCUUGUUUUAUAUUCAGGUUCCUGACAAGUAUUGACUACUAACUACGAGGAAAAUAUUGAGCAUGUUGCUUGAAGCAAUAUUUCUAGUUUCUUAAGCAUAUCUUCUUAGCUGCCUUUGCCUGUUCCCUUGAAAUACGUUGUACAGGGUUGGGAGAGGCCAGGAAGAAUGAGAUAGGAACAGCAAGUUGGCUUGUGUCCACUGAGUCGUUUUAUACUUUUUCUCUGUGUAAUAAUAUUCAUUGCUUUUUUUUUUUUUUUUAACCCAGUUUAAGUUGCUGGCCAAUAGGAAAAUAAAGCUUACGAUUCUGUACUUAC